AUGGUCGCUCCUACUGUGAACUACCCAACUGUUGUUCCAGCCAUCAAUCAAGUGGUGGAUGUUAUUGCAAAGCGUGUUGUCGGCGUGCGUGAGAACGGGCCAACUCUUAUUCACUUUGAAUUUGGUAAAGGCACGCUCGAAACUGUCGAAGGGUUUGAACCAGCUUUCAAGGCCGAGAUCUUUCACGGCGCUGAUUGGCUCUCAUUUGAUUCCGAUGAGAAACAUGCUCGCAUUGACGUGAAAGCCGUGGCACAGACCGAAGAUGGUGCCAUCAUCAACUUUCCCUACCACGGAGUUGUAACGCUUGACAAGGAUGUUAUGGCCUGCUUUAAUAUGGAUCCCACAUCGAAGACAAUCCCUUUCGGUGCCAGCACCAAUACGCAUUAUUUCCACAGCGGAGCAGAGAAGCUGAAGGAUCUUGAAAACAUGACAUUCAUCGGAAAUAGUCGCAUGAUUAUCAACCAGGAAACUCGGGGAAUUCAAGUCGAGACUCGCAUCUCGAGAGUCAUUCCUGCUACGGGUUUGGAGUGA
Molecule: messenger RNA, 531 nt
Organism: Talaromyces marneffei
Lineage: Eukaryota; Fungi; Ascomycota; Eurotiomycetes; Eurotiales; Trichocomaceae
Exons: 5
Coding region: 1-531 (176 amino acids)
Source: RefSeq, a predicted model, not a curated record